Molecule: messenger RNA, 819 nt
Organism: Alternaria postmessia
Lineage: Eukaryota; Fungi; Ascomycota; Dothideomycetes; Pleosporales; Pleosporaceae
Exons: 3
Coding region: 1-819 (272 amino acids)
Cellular component (GO): membrane; cytoplasm
Source: RefSeq, a predicted model, not a curated record
AUGUCGGUCAAAUUCGAGAAGGAGACGACGACCAAGACGACAGCCGCUGUUGCCGACGCUCUGGAAGGAAAGGAUGGAGUGAUGCACAAUCUCGGGCAGGCUCUGACCAAAGGCGGCGGUCCCAAUGGAUACCUCGCUGCAUACCUCAAGCAGCUGCAGAGCAACCCGUUGCGCACCAAGAUGCUAACUUCGGGUACUCUGUCUGGUCUCCAAGAGUUCCUGGCCUCGUGGAUCGCCCACGACAGGAGCAAGUCGGGUCAUUACUUCACCUCGCGUGUCCCCAAGAUGGCUAUCUACGGUGCCUUGAUCAGCGCGCCCCUUGGACACGUCUUGAUUAGCGCCCUCCAGAAGGUCUUCCAGGGGCGCAAGAGCUUGAAGGCAAAGAUCUUGCAGAUUCUCUUCAGCAACUUGCUUAUCUCGCCCAUCCAGAACAGUGUGUACCUCGUCUCCAUGGCCCUCAUCGCAGGCGCUCGUACCUUCCACCAAGUCAAGGCGACGGUCAAGGCUGGUUUCUGGCCUGUCAUGAAGGUCAGCUGGAUCGUCUCGCCCAUCUCUUUGGCAUUCGCUCAGCAGUUCCUGCCUGAGACCACCUGGGUGCCCUUCUUCAACAUUGUCGGUUUCAUCAUCGGCACAUACAUCAACGCGCAUACCAAGAAGAAGAGGUUAGCUGCUCUCAGGCGAAAGCACUACGGUGACGGCAGCGGCAGGAGUCAGGGUCCGGGUUCGCGCCCUAGUUCGCGCCCUGGCUCGCGUCCCGGCUCCGUCAGUGGAAGGCCUGUCGACGAGUAUGGCCGUCCCGACGACCGCCCACGCUACUAA